Acanthamoeba castellanii str. Neff is the source of this 597-nucleotide messenger RNA. RefSeq lists its product as uncharacterized. NCBI's taxonomy places the organism in Eukaryota, Discosea, Longamoebia, Acanthamoebidae. Bases 1 to 597 code for a protein of 198 amino acids. The record is from RefSeq and is a predicted model, not a curated record. The transcript has 3 exons.
AUGCGCUUCCUAGCCUUCGUCUUGCUUGUGUUGGCCGCUCUCUGCGUGGUGGCCAGGGCCAAUGAUUGCAUAAUGUCCAAGUGCCCUCACGAACUCGACGCCUGCAUCAACGACGCCACCUGCGCCGCCUCCCUCGAGUGCUCUGUGGCCUGCGAGGACACCGCCUGCACCCAGCNNAACGUGGAGAGAGGGAGGAGUUCGGCACUGAUGAGGAAAUGGAGGCGGGAGAGGGCCGCGGCGACAGCCGGGGCGGCAACAAGAAGGGCGGCCGUGCGGGCAACACCAAGGCCGACAAAAAGAACCAGCUCAAGAUCAAGCGGGACGAGUUCUCGGGCCUCAACCGGGUGCAGAAGCGGCGCAAGAUGCAGGAGAAGGCCAUCAAGAAGUGGGCCGGCGAGGAGGAGAUGGAGAAGCAGGCCAAGCAGGCCAUCUCCGCGCGCCAGGCCAAGAAGGCCGACCGCGACCGUCGCAGCGGCAAGUUCGUGCCGCCGCCCGAGAACGCCGGCAAGCGCGGCAAGAAGCGCGCGCGAAGCGACGACGGCGGCGCGCCCGCGGGCGGCGGCGGCGGUGGUGGUUCGCGCUUCGAGGCGGACAUGA